AUGGAGAACCCCUACUACGCGAGCUUCCUCAAGAAUCACCACCGCCGCUACUGCUUCUCCACCCCGUCGUCGCCGUCGCCGGCUGGCGCUUACUCCUCCUCCGCCUCCUCCUCCUUCCCGUUCUUUCCGACGGUGGGGGUGACGUCGACGAUGGCCGCGACGCCCCCGACGACGACUGCCCCGCCGUCGCCUCCGCUCCGGGAGGCCUUGCCGCUACUGUCCCUCACGCCCGCCUCGCGCGGCGGCACGACGGCGGCGCAAGAGCGUGCGCGGCAGCGUGGGGAGGACUGCACCGACGACGACGACGGCGCGGAGGAGGAGGGGGCGGACGAGGAGGACGUGCCGGGCUCGACGCCCGGCGGCGGCGGCGGCGAUAGACACCACCAGCUCCGCCGUCGCCGCGCGGGGCGGCUCUUCGCCGACCUCAACACCAAGGCGGCGGCGGGAGACCCGAUGGACGACGCGUACAGCGCUAUCGCCUUCUCCGUUGCGGCCGCACCCAUCACCGUUACCGUCAAUGUCCAUGGGAGCGCGAGUGGUGGAGGGGGCGGCGUCGGGAACGACAGUGGCCUUCGCCAUUGA
This is a messenger RNA of Oryza sativa Japonica Group (Japanese rice), 582 nucleotides long. The record is from RefSeq and is a predicted model, not a curated record. NCBI's taxonomy places the organism in Eukaryota, Viridiplantae, Streptophyta, Magnoliopsida, Poales, Poaceae.